Molecule: messenger RNA, 893 nt
Organism: Amphimedon queenslandica
Lineage: Eukaryota; Metazoa; Porifera; Demospongiae; Haplosclerida; Niphatidae
Product: tetraspanin-9-like
Exons: 1
Coding region: 6-755 (249 amino acids)
Cellular component (GO): membrane
Source: RefSeq, a predicted model, not a curated record
CAAUAAUGGUGCUGCAGCUGCUCCUUACAGCAAUCAAUCUUGUAUUUGUAAUUGUGCAAAUUAUAAUCCUUCUAUUUGGUUUGGUGAUAGUAGGAGUUGGUACUUGGUUAGAGCUGCAAUAUAAAUCACUGAAGGAAGUACUGGACAGCUCAAGAUUGAACUAUGGACCUUAUCUGAUCAUUUGUGUUGGCAUACUGGUCUCAUUAAUUGGAUUAUUUGGUUUUGUGGGAGUUAAUGGGAAAAAUGCAAUCAACAAGUACUCCUUGGGUCUCUACAUCAUUUUGGCAUUUAUAGUGGUCCUGGGUCAAAUGGCAGGAGCAAUGGCCACUUUUGUUUUCCGUGAGCAAGUAGAAUCUAUUGCAAGUGAGGGGCUGAAUGAGACUAUGAAAUACUAUGGAAUGAACAGUGAAGUAGGUACUCUAGUCACUGAUUUUUGGAACAAUUUACAGCAAGAAAAUGGAUGCUGUGGUGUCAAUGGAGCAAGAGAUUGGAUUGGAGAAAUACGUAAUGAUUCAGUUGUAUUUCCUUCCACUUGCUGCAAGAAUACAACAGACAUACUCUGUGGCCGCAAUUCAUCAACUAUUACCAGUGCUUAUGGUGGCGGUUGCUUGAGUUUUGUUACUCAGCAGUUAUCUGAUAAUCUCUUGCAUGCAGGAGCCUUUGGACUGAGUGUUGUUGGUGUGCAGGCUGUAGCAAUAAUAGUUGCUGUUAUAAUCUUGACAUUUACCUCAACAGUUAGUGAAUAUUCAAAAUGAAAUAAUUAUAUACUCAGAAAAAGCUAGUAACAGAAAAUUAGCAAAAUUUAAAUUCAUUUAACUGUAGAAAUCUGUAAUCAUUUGUUAUUUAUUAUUAGAUUGUGUACAUUGUGAGAUUAUAUUAUACUUUAGCUCUUA